Loxodonta africana (African savanna elephant) is the source of this 4729-nucleotide messenger RNA. It is a transcript of the gene KANK2, whose product is annotated as KN motif and ankyrin repeat domains 2. The transcript has 11 exons. The record is from RefSeq and is a predicted model, not a curated record. Gene Ontology annotation, cellular component: cytoplasm. Gene Ontology annotation, biological process: negative regulation of intracellular estrogen receptor signaling pathway; negative regulation of actin filament polymerization; negative regulation of G1/S transition of mitotic cell cycle. The coding region runs from base 69 to 2606 and encodes 845 amino acids. Gene Ontology annotation, molecular function: protein binding. NCBI's taxonomy places the organism in Eukaryota, Metazoa, Chordata, Mammalia, Proboscidea, Elephantidae.
CCGGUGCUGCAGGCAGUCUGACUCGCAGUCCCCUAAGUGACUCCCAAGGAGCGUCUGCAGACAAGAGGAUGGCCCAGGUCCUGCACGUGCCAGCCCCCUUCCCAGGGACUCCUGGCCCAGUGUCUCCACCCACCUUCCCUGCCAAGGACCCCGACCUGCCCUACUCAGUGGAGACGCCCUAUGGCUAUCGCCUGGACCUGGACUUCCUCAAGUAUGUGGAUGACAUUGAGAAGGGCCACACUCUGCGGAGAGUGGCUGUGCAGCGCCGCCCCCGCCUGGGCUCUCUGCCCCGUGGCCCCGGAUCCUGGUGGACGUCCACCGAGUCGCUCUGUUCCAACGCCAGUGGGGACAGCCGCCACUCGGCCUAUUCCUACUGCGGCCGCGGCUUCUACCCACAGUAUGGCGCUCUGGACUCCCGCCCCGGCAUCAAUCCGCGUGUGGAGCGCACCUUGCUGGAUGCCCGCCGCCGCCUUGAGGACCAAGCGGCUGCGCCCCCUGGCCUGGGCUCCCUGACACCCAGUGCAGCGGGUUCAACCAGCUCAUUGGUAGGCGUGGGUCUGCCACCUCCAACGCCACGGGGAUCGGGACUGUCCACGCCGGUGCCACCCAGCGCGGGACACCUGGCACAUGUGCGGGAGCAGAUGGCGGGUGCCCUGCGGAAGCUGCGACAGCUGGAGGAGCAGGUGAAGCUGAUCCCCGUACUCCAGGUGAAGCUGUCAGUGCUGCAGGAGGAGAAGCGGCAGCUCACAGUGCAGCUCAAGAGCCAGAAAUUUCUGGGCCACCCUACAGGGGCCCGAGGCCGCAGUGAGCUCUGCUUGGACCUCCCUGAGCCCCCCGAGGACAUGGCAGCACUCGAGACCCGAAGUGUGGGCACCUGGGUCCGGGAGCGGGACUUGGGCAUGCCCGAUGGGGAGGCGGCCCUUGCCGCCAAGGUUGCUGUGCUGGAAACACAGCUCAAAAAAGCGCUACAGGAGCUGCAGGCAGCUCAGGCCCGGCCACAGCCCGACAGCCCGGUCCGCGCAGACACCGUCCGGGUGGUGGAGGGGCCUCGGGAGGUGGAGGUGGCGGCCAGCACAGCUGCUGGAGCCCCUGCACAGCGGGCCCACAGUCUGGAGCCCUACGGGGCAGGGCUGCGUGCCCUGGCUACAUCCGGCAGGGCCGAGAGCCCCCCUGUGUUCCGCAGCCACGAGGUGGUGGAGACAGCGUUCCCAGCACCUACUGUGUCCACCGGCAAUGUCCACGUGGUGAAGAAGAUCAGCAUCACCCAGCGUGGCUGUGAUGGGGUGGCAGGUCUCAAACAGGGUCCUGCAGAGUCGUCUUUAUCACCCCCAGGGUCCACAGCAGCCUCCCUUGCACAGCCUGAGAAGAACGUAGGCGGGGUGACCACCAGUGAUGCUGGUGACAGGGAGCCUGCCAGGCGAACAGCCCCAUGUGAGUCUGAGGAGGCUGGGGGUGCAGGUGGGCCCCAGGUAGCCGCGCGGUCCAUCAUGAAGCGGAAAGAGGAGCCCACGGACCUGGCGGCCCACCGGAGGAGCCUCCAGUUUGUAGGGGUCAAUGGCGGGUAUGAGUCCUCCUCUGAGGAUUCCAGCACAGCAGAGAACUUCUCAGACAAUGAGAGCACGAAGAGUGAGACUCCAGAGCCAGAGGAGAGGGUUCCUAGUGUGGCCAAAGCCCCCCAGCUCAGGCCUGUGGGGACAGCAGUGGCCAAGACCAGCCAUCAGGAGUCUCAGGAGUGCCAGUUGUCUCAGGAGUCCCAGCACGUGGCCAUGGCUGAGGAGGCUUCAGGGUCAAACAUGGAAGAGGAGAUCCGAAUGGAGCUAAGCCCGGACCUCAUCUCUGCCUGCCUGGCCCUGGAAAAGUACCUGGAUAACCCCAACGCCCUCACGGAACGGGAGCUGAAAGUGGCCUACACCACAGUGCUGCAGGAGUGGCUGCGCCUGGCCUGCCGCAGCGACGCACAGCCUGAGCUUGUGCGGCGUCAUCUGGUCACAUUCCGGGCCAUGUCGGCGCGGCUGCUGGACUACGUGGUCAACAUCGCGGACAGCAACGGCAACACUGCACUGCACUACUCCAUGUCACAUGCCAACUUCCCCGUGGUGCGGCAGCUGCUUGACAGUGGUGUCUGCCAGGUGGACAAGCAGAACCGUGCCGGCUACAGCCCCAUCAUGCUCACCGCCUUGGCCACUCUGAAGUCCCAGGAUGACAUAGAGACUGUCCUACAGCUCUUCAGGCUCGGAGAUGUUAAUGCCAAAGCCAGCCAGGCGGGGCAGACGGCCCUGAUGCUGGCAGUCAGCCAUGGGCGGGUGGACGUGGUCAAAGCCCUGCUGGCCUGCAAGGCAGAUGUCAACGUGCAGGACGAUGAUGGCUCCACAGCCCUGAUGUGUGCCUGUGAGCAUGGCCACAAGGAGAUCACCAAGCUGCUGCUGGCUGUGCCCAGCUGUGACAUCACGCUCACUGACCGCGAUGGGAGCACAGCUUUGAUGGUGGCCUUGGAUGCGGGGCAGAGUGAGAUCGCAUCCAUGUUGUACUCACGCAUGAACAUCAAGUGCUCGUUUGCCCCGAUGUCCGAUGAUGAGAGUCCUGCGUCUUCCUCCGCAGAAGAGUAGUAGCCUUGAGGGGCGGCUACAUACGUCUCCCCUCAGGGGGCCAGUCAGCCCCAAAGCGAGCCCUCCCUGGUCUUCCCCCACCCCCUCUUCUGCUAGGCCACCCCCAACACGCACUCCCCAAGGCCCCAGUCUCCAAAUGGAUUCUCUUUUGAUUCCCCAGGGGAGCCCCUGACAGAAAUGGGACUCUAGCUCAAAGCCUGUUUUCCCAUUACCCCAGUUCAAAGCAGCCACAGCACAGACUGAAGCUAAAUCCUUAUAGAAAUUGGCGCCAGUGGCUGAUGCUGGGGCCUGAGUUUUAUGAAGAACAUUCAGAACAAUAAGCUGGCAAUUGUGGAUGAAGGAGGGUGAGAGGGGAAAAAAAAGUGUAUUUUUAAAUCAUUGAGGGGGGAAUCAUUAUUUGUUGGCAGAUUCAAAAGUCACUGGAAUUGCAUAUCCUGAAUGUCACUACACAUGAGCGGCUUCCCCUCCCCACCUCCCACGUUUAACUGUUUGGUGUAUAACACCGCUCUGUCCACUCCCCACAAUUUUUCUUGGGGGCAUUUUCUUCCGGUCUCUUUACAAAACAGAUGCUGUCCUUGUCAUCUGGGUGGAAAGCUCAGUGUCUUGCUUAUCAUUGCCAGCCUUCCCGCCAUUCAGGUGAGGCCAAGACACAGGAGCCUAGAGAGUCCUGGGACCUGUAGGUAAUCAGUUCCUGCUGAGAAAUUACCAGAAACCCAUCCCCUGCCUGCACAGAGGCCUUACUUAGCAAACACUGAUUUUCCUAGAAAAAUCUUCAGGCCUAGAGACACAGGACAUAAAUCUGGUUCUCAGAGCAGCUGCCCAGCUCCUGGGCCCAGAACUGCAGGGAGCAUGGCCGCCCUCUUUUUCCCCAGGGCUCUAGAAUUUAUCUCUUCAAAGGAAAGAAAACAGGGCAUGUGCCUGCUGGCAAAGCACAGGGCGAGUCUAAGAGUCCCAUGUGUGUUUGAUUAAAAGUUGGCUGCCCCCACAGGACUCACAACGCAAACUUAAAGAGAUGGGGCUUUGCCGAAAACCAAACAAGGGCAGCUGGUUUUUCCCAACCCAGCGGCUUCCAGAGCUGCCUGGAACGUAGCCCGUUGGAAACGGGGCUCAUCAGGGAAACUGUUUCCUUCGUGGCCUGUUUUGUCCCCAGAAUCUCAAGAUAUCAUUUUCUUUCCUGUUCCUUUCCUUUGUGAACAGGAAAAAGGGGGAAUUCUAAAACCAUUUGUUGUUGAGUCAACAUCUGUUCAUGGAGCUCCCAUAUUUUGACAGAGUAGAACUGUGCUCCACAGGGUUUUCAAUGGCUGGUUUUCCUAAGUAGAUCAGCCAGGCCUUUCUUCCGAGGCACCUCAGGGUAGACUCCAACUUCCAACCUUUUGGUUAGCAGCCCAGCGACUCGAGAGAGUUCAGAGCCUCCAUUGGUGCCUUGUGAUCAGAGAAUAAGAUCCUAACCAAAUCCACGUCCUGCCCCUCACCCCCGUACAGCCAGUUCUCAGCUUAGUCAGGACUUCGGAGCCAAACCUCAGCAGGGCAAAGUAAGCCCUAAAAGUUUAAACAUUCAUUCAAUAAAGCUAAGUGCUGGCUUCUCUCCUAGAAAAGUAGAUUCCUUGGCUUCAUGUAGCCUGGCUUGCUUUGAUUUUUCUUUAAGGGGUGUACCUAAGACUAAAGAGCUUGGAUGGUCACACAAGAAAGACAAGCUUGUGUGUGUGUGUGCGGGUGCGCGCAUGUCACUUGGAGAGAAAACAAAACCAAGACUGGGGGUGACCAGGGGUAUCUGAUAGAGGCUGAAGCCUCGGGCAGCUUUAAGAAGCGGUACAAGAGUUACAUCUCCAACCAGCCCAUGUGUACUUUUAUUUUAAGCUAGAAGCAGCUUAUUGGCCCAGAAACUCUUGACCCCCCAGAUAAGACCCUCGUUAUCCAAGCCGUUUCCUCUCUCUCCAUACCUAACGGGCUCAGGUGCUAGGCCACAGGGGCCCUGUCUUCUCACGUAUAUUCAUGACCUUUACUUUCACUUUUCGACCACGGUACGUUCAUAAAGACAGUAUUACACUUAAAUGAAGUAUUCCUUUUUGUAAUCUUUUUUUAGAAGGUAAAUGAAUUUAAUAAAGCUACCGAUAAUGCCAAUG